Colossoma macropomum (tambaqui) is the source of this 1589-nucleotide messenger RNA. It is a transcript of the gene pdcd2l, whose product is annotated as programmed cell death 2-like. The record is from RefSeq and is a predicted model, not a curated record. The transcript has 6 exons. Bases 452 to 1549 code for a protein of 365 amino acids. Gene Ontology annotation, cellular component: cytoplasm. Lineage: Eukaryota; Metazoa; Chordata; Actinopteri; Characiformes; Serrasalmidae.
CAUUCAGAAUUGUCCCAUCACAGUGGGACCAUGAGCCCAUUUGAAAUCCGUUGGCAGGACUUAUACACCUUCAUCAAUGAGCUUUACACCUAAACAGCUGGCAGAAUCGCCCGUUUGUGGCUCUGACAUCUCGUAAUUGUGAUGCAUAAAAUGCGUGUCAUCUGAAAAUGGUGAAGGGCGCUUUAUAUUCCCAAUAUAACGUUAAAUACACACCCAAACAGCCGAGUCUGAGUACGAAAUGGCAACAUCGUUUUGUCAGACCAUCGUUGGCUGUUCAUACUUUAUACUUGGUGUUUGUUCACUCUAAUCAGUCAAUACGUCCAGAAAGUGUUAUCUUUUGUUUGCAGCCAGUUAGCUAACUUACAUGUAUCUGUCUCUGUAAGUUACUCGGCUUAAAGUCUGAGAGUUUGUCACACGUGGUUUCAACAUUAGCUCACUGCUGGGGGCAACAAUGCAGGAAUCCCCACUCAUAGGACUCUCUGACGGCCCCAUUGAGAAGAAGAAAGGCACGUUUUAUUACACUAAUAAAAUUGGAGGUAAACCGGACCUGAUUCCUGGUAUAUCUGAUGCAUAUAACCAAUGCACUGUAUGUGAUGGGAUCCUCGGUCAUGUUGUGCAGAUCUACUGCCCCCUUGCGGCAUCUCCAUAUCACCGCACCAUUAAUGUGUUUGCCUGCCCUAAUCCACAGUGUAGUGGCAAGCCAGAAAGCUGGAAGGCUCUGCGUUCACAGUUCUUGGAAUCAGAGAUGAAACAACCUUUAGCGCACCAGGAUACGAAUAGUUUACAAGUAAAACAAGCUGCAAUGUCCACAACGGACUGGUGCGCUGAAGCUGAUGACUGGGGGAUGGAGGCUGAGGACAGUGAACCUGAGAGCAGGUCACAGGCUCAUACAGACACAGCCCAGCCAGUGAUGGACAGCCUUACAGCUGGACUGGAUGUCAGCAGUAGGCUUCAAGGCCUUUGUUUAAAUGGGCCAGGGGACCAUGGAGGUGCUGUACAUCCCACUGCUGUGCCCACUUUUCAGCCCUUUUACAUCAGUGUUGUGGAGGAGACAGACUUCGUGGGCCAUGACGACCUGCAACAUGCCAAUAGACUGUUGAGGGAAUAUGAGGAGAGAGAGGGAGUGGCUGUUGGGGAGAUUGGAAUUUGUGAAGGUGAAGGGGCCGAGGAGAAGUAUGAGAAAGCAGAAGCCAAACAUGGAGAUGCAGUCUUCUCAAGUUUCAUGAAAAGAAUCUCUCUCUGUCCAGAACAAGUUCUUCGAUACAGUUGGAGUGGGUCACCGUUAUUUUUAGCUGAACCUCCUUCAAACGUAAAUCAGAUGGUGCCAACCUGUGCACAGUGUGGCAGUCCGAGAGUUUUUGAAUUUCAGCUUAUGCCCGCACUCGUCAGCUUGCUCCACAGUACAGACUUAAGUUCAGAGCUUGUAUUGGAGUUUGGAACAGUUCUGGUCUACACCUGCAGAGACAGCUGCUGGACGUCUGGAUCAAAUGCUCCUGUCGAGGAAUUCCUCUUUGUGCAAGCCGACCCAGAUCAAAAGCUGUUUAAGUGACAUUAAUAACUGAUAGACAAUAAAGAGCAAAUCAACAUAC